This is a messenger RNA of Aspergillus candidus, 808 nucleotides long. Its product is annotated as DUF3602 domain-containing protein. Bases 142 to 612 code for a protein of 156 amino acids. The record is from RefSeq and is a predicted model, not a curated record. Lineage: Eukaryota; Fungi; Ascomycota; Eurotiomycetes; Eurotiales; Aspergillaceae. The transcript has a single exon.
GCAGCUUAUGGACACCACAUUCUUUCCGGCUACUACGUCGUAGUAUUCAAUCUACUCCCAGUGUCUCACCACGCCAUCUCCCUCCACACUCCCCUCUAUAACCCACCUCAACCAACAUCAACAAUAACAAUUCCUCCAACAAUGCCAUCCACCCCCAGCUACCGGGUCGUUGAACCGCACCCGUCCGUCCCGCGCGCUCACCCCGCCAUCCACACAGCCCGCGGCGGCGCCGGCAAUGUCAUCGACCUAAAAGACACCAAGACCACCGACUCGCGCUCCGCAUCGGGCCCAGCAUCGCUGACCCGCCUGGACUCCCGCACCCCGCGGAGCUUCACCUCCGGCCGGGGCGGCGCCGGCAACGUCCACCGCACCAGUGAGCGCGCCAUGUUCAGCUUCGACGAGGAGCUCGAGCGCGACCUCCGUCGCGCCGCUCCCGUCUACCACGUCGGCCGCGGAGGUGCCGGCAACAUGGUCUUUCGCGACGACGACAGCUCCCUCAGUCGCAAGUUCUCCAUCAGCAGCAAUAGCACCUCCAGCAGCUCGGGUUCCACCCGCGACAAGGCCUUGCAGGGCUUGCAGAAGGGGUGGGGGAAGUUGAAGGGAAUGGCAUGAUCUAUCCCUAUUCCUUCUAUCGCCUACUUGCUCUGGGAAACUUUCCUUCGCUCGAGCUGUCUUUGCGUUUUUGCCAGCUACAGCUACAGCUACAGCAUACCAGUGGCGUUGGCGUUUCCUUUCGCAUCACGAACCUCAUGAAUGACGACAUCACCAAAAGUUUUCUUUCUUCUAUCUUUCUAUUUCUCCCUCACAC